Messenger RNA from Gregarina niphandrodes, 1107 nucleotides. RefSeq lists its product as hypothetical. The record is from RefSeq and is a predicted model, not a curated record. The transcript has a single exon. Bases 1 to 1107 code for a protein of 368 amino acids. NCBI's taxonomy places the organism in Eukaryota, Apicomplexa, Conoidasida, Eugregarinorida, Gregarinidae.
AUGACUCAAGCGUUGCAGCCGUUGAGCGGGGUUCAGGGACCCAGCAUCUUUGAUGGUACAUCUCAGACUACGUCGGAGAAGAUGACCCGGGCAGUGCCGGGUAUCUUUAGCCAGAGUUUGGUGGCCGGUGUGAGUUCAGAGCAGCCUUCUACCUGGUCGGUAGGUUGUCUGACGACUCAGUUUGACGGGUUUGGUCAAGACCGCUCGGUGAACUUCAUGUAUCCGAUGGAAGCCACUACGAGUUUGAGACCUGGUCAUGUGACCCAGAUUCGGUUUGCCGAGAUACCCAAUGAGCAGGGACGUUAUGCCGGUGCUGGUCGCAGUUACGGGCUCACCAGCGUCGACACCUUUAAGGGUGAUGGCUACGACAUUAAGGGACUUUUUAUCGGCCACCAAGGCAACUUACAGACGCAGUCAAGCUUGGUCGCUGGCAGAUGGCUGGAAGGGUUUGAGCCCAGCGACAUUGUGGACUGGUUUGUGGAGUGUCAAGAGGAGACGCUGGAUAUCUACUUGGUUGUUGGCGGCAGGAACUACGGCCACGCAUUCACAGUGCCCAACGUCAAGGGAUUGGGAAAUCUACGCCCUGCGGUCCGGCUCGCGGGCGAUCGAGACGCUGCAGGCGCCGCCAUCUCCGUCAUGAUCUGGACCCCUGUACCCAUCCAAUCCAACGCGGACUACAGGCAGGUACAGGGCCCCAACUGGACCGGUCUCAGCGGCCAGUGGAAAGCAGAUAAUGGUUUGAUCAUUAACCUCAACGAGGCCACCACACAGCUCAAGGACCUGAGCAAGCAGGUCGCGUUCUCGUCGGGCCAUGGCAACAAGCUCGCCGGCUCCGUCAGGGUAGGGCUUCUCGGCCAAGUCCUCGAGAAGACCGCUAUGCGAAGCACUCUCAUGCUCACUCACGGCGACGCUCACGAAAAAGAAGAGGAGGCCAAACAACUUUAUGCUUCCGCCGUGUCCUUCAAGGUGGACUACGUCUCUGGCGGAGCUAGUCAAGUUGACGAGGACAGACGCCUCAUUAUCACAGCGGAGGACGGAUCAACGAAGACGUUCCAAAGGUACUUCGACAUGUCCGACAGGUCCAUGUCGGUCAACCCUUGGCAGUAA